AGCCGACAGCCGACACCGGCGGCCAGGGGGCGGGGACAGGACCGGACAGCCACACCCACAUUUAGCGCGCACACCUUGAUGGGCUUUAAAAAUCGUGGCCUUUAAGACCGGCCUGUCAGACUUCGCAGCCAAGAAUCUGGAAUCAGCCGGGGGGAAAAAAAACAACAAAACAAACCCAAACACUUUGUGUGGUCUUCCAAGGAACUUUGUUCAGGGCUCUCUCGCCUCCCUCGGGAAAUUAUGACUUCCAGCAGCACAGACCAGCGCCUGGACCAUCUCCUGAGCGCCGUGGAGAGCGAGUUUCAGAAGGGCAGCGAGAAAGGGGACGCGUCGGAGACGGAUAUAAAAGUCGGGUUGGAAGAUGUGGAUCUCUGGGCGAAGUUCAAGGAGCUGACGAACGAAAUGAUCGUAACCAAGACGGGAAGGAGGAUGUUCCCGGUGCUCCGAGUCAACGUGGCGGGACUGGAUCCCAACGCGAUGUACUCCGUGCUGCUGGACUUUGUGGCGGCCGACAACAACCGGUGGAAGUACGUUAACGGGGAGUGGGUGCCCGGGGGCAAACCGGAGCCCCAGAGUCCCAGCUGCGUCUACAUUCACCCGGACUCGCCCAAUUUCGGGGCCCACUGGAUGAAAGCGCCGGUAUCCUUCAGCAAGGUGAAGCUGUCCAAUAAACUCAACGGCGGGGGACAGAUCAUGCUGAACUCGCUCCACAAAUACGAGCCCCGGAUUCACAUCGUGAAGGUCGGAGGGGUUCAGAAGAUGAUCAGCAGCCAGUCGUUCCCGGAGACGCAGUUCAUCGCCGUGACCGCGUACCAGAACGAGGAGAUCACUGCACUCAAGAUAAAACACAACCCAUUUGCCAAAGCAUUUCUUGAUGCAAAGGAGAGGAGUGACCACAAGGACCUGCCAGACCCUUCAGGAGAAACCCAGCAACCUGGUUACUCGCAAAUUGGUGGAUGGUUUCUGCCCGGCAACGGCUCCAUCUGCCCCAGUACCAGCCCCCCUCAGUUCACCGGAAACCCUGGCCUCUCCUCGGGCUCGUACUGCGAGAGAUACUCGGGGCUGAGGGCACACAGGGCUGCCCCCUACCCCAGCCCCUACCCACACCGCAACGCCAGCACAAACACGUACAUGGAUACCUCCUCCCCCAGCCUGCCUGCUCACGACAGCUGGACCUCCCUGCAGAUCCCCAACUCCAAUGGGAUGCCCUCUCUCUCGCAUACCACCAACACGGUCUCUAACCCAAGCCAGUACCCGAACCUGUGGUCAGUUGCUGGCACGCCCCUGAACCCUGGGUCUCCGUCGGGGUCAAUCACGGGCGGCCUGACGUCCCAGUUCCUCCGCAGCUCCUCCGUCUCCUAUUCGGGGCUGACCUCCUCUAUCCCAGCAUCCUCGGCCUCCCCCAUGUAUGACAACAGCCUGGGCGAAGUGGGCAGCGGCGAGGCCCAGUUUGAGAGCUCCAUCGCCAGACUGGCGGCCUCCUGGGCGCCAGUGGCCCAGACCUACUGAGCGCCACCAGCUGGACAAGCAGACCGUUUUGACCCCUGCCACAAGGAAAGAGAGAGGACCACACCAGGUUUUGGAGCACAUAAUGGGUUCAGCACAGGAGGACCCCUGAGGAACUUCAGUAUCGACCUUCUACCUCGGUGAAAUCUCUUCGUGCAACUGUGGGACAGACGCAGGCUCUUCCUUCCAAAGUAACAAUCAGACAGUGAAGGCCCACUGCCAGGCGCUUCCCAAUCGGUCUGAUGUGAAGGCCAGUUGACUCUGAUGCUGCAUGAAGCCAGAUCAGAUCCUGUACAAAUGUUUUUGAUACAUUUCCUAUGGAAUUCUGUCACCGGGUUGAACUCGAAUGCAGUGACAUAAUGGGAUGAACAUAGUUUUGCAGAAUUGAGGUAUCGGUUUAGCCCUGCAGUUUGUAAAUGUGUUCAUACCAUCUUAUUUAAAAAGGGGUUCUAGAUGAGGGGAAGCAAAAAAAAAAACAGGAUGUAGUCUUGAGAAUAACGCUAGGUUUUGUUAUUCACUGCGACAUCCAUCUUAGUCUUAAAUCCGGCAUCACCACGAAAACAAUGAGGUAUAUCACGGGUGUCAACAAACACUACCUUCAUUGAUAAUAGUGUGGGUCAAUCUUAAAAAGUUAUAUAAAACAUCAAAAGUAAAAAAUAUGAAUGAUCAGUUUUGUUAUUCAAACUAUUUUUAAUAUAAACGUGCAGCUGAUCUACAGAUAUAAAGAAUGCCUUAAUUAUGACUCCUCUCUAUAACACCUUUGUACAAGCUCCUCAAGAAAAGGAAAGCCUUUUCCAUGCACAAUUCCUUUGGUUUUAAAAAGACUUGGGGAUGGGGGACACUUGUUUCAGCCUGCUGGGAGGGAAGUCAUUCUUGUCAUGUCAAAUGUCCAUUUAAAUAUGUCUGUCAGCCCUUCCUUCCACCUGUGCCUUUGUGAGAUGUCCUCAUAACAUACUGUAUAUAUUUUGUUUAUUUGUACGUGCUGAACAUGGUGAUCUUUAUUUAUGUAAUUUUAAAAGUAAAUUAAUUUGCUUGUUUUCAAGAACAUCCUAGUUGCAAGCAGUAUGUAGUUUUUAAUCUUGCACACUCUUGCCUGAAUAUAUCCAUUCACACAAACCUCCUCGUGCCACUUUCUUUAGUAAAGAAGACCGCAGUGGUCUAGGGUGAUUAUACCAGGACACCAAGUCCACAACUGGUCUAGCCAGAGGCCCAGCAGCUUGUCAUGCAGUGUAGCUGUAGAGUGUCCUAUUUAAUAAUAAUUUCUUACACUUAUGUAGCGCUUUUUCUGGACACUCCACUCAAAGCGC
This is a messenger RNA of Lepisosteus oculatus (spotted gar), 2813 nucleotides long. It is a transcript of the gene tbxta, whose product is annotated as T-box transcription factor Ta. Gene Ontology annotation, cellular component: nucleus. Lineage: Eukaryota; Metazoa; Chordata; Actinopteri; Semionotiformes; Lepisosteidae. The record is from RefSeq and is a predicted model, not a curated record. Gene Ontology annotation, molecular function: DNA-binding transcription factor activity, RNA polymerase II-specific; RNA polymerase II cis-regulatory region sequence-specific DNA binding. Gene Ontology annotation, biological process: positive regulation of DNA-templated transcription; regulation of transcription by RNA polymerase II; cell fate specification.